Halichondria panicea is the source of this 4206-nucleotide messenger RNA. RefSeq lists its product as uncharacterized. The coding region runs from base 128 to 4120 and encodes 1330 amino acids. The record is from RefSeq and is a predicted model, not a curated record. The transcript has 5 exons. NCBI's taxonomy places the organism in Eukaryota, Metazoa, Porifera, Demospongiae, Suberitida, Halichondriidae. Gene Ontology annotation, cellular component: cytoplasm.
UGGGAGUGGGUUUGUUUACUCUUGUGUCUACAUGUACCUGUAUUUUGGCUUGUAAGCUUUAUAAGUUAGCUUGUACUCUUACAUGCUCUUUAAUACAAUAUCUAUCUGGAAACUGUUAUAAGAAGAUAUGCAGUGGAUUUUGAGGUCAUCAACAGCAAGAUCCUUCGAAGGAAAGUGCAUCAGACCACCCUGGCCCUAUGAAGACCCGGAGGAUCUGGAAGAUGAUGUUACCCUGGUUUUCUGUAAGCCUAGUUGGCAGCUCAGAGCCUGCCUUGCCUCUGUGUUGAUCACCCCUGUGCUCUACCAACUCUACCUCAUUAUGGUCACCAUCAGAUACAUACUCUUCUUACAAACUUUUUCCUCUCCCCCACGUCCUGCUUGCCCUGUGGUUGACUUGAGUUGGACUGGAGUGUUUCCUUGUGAGCUGGGAUGGAGGGGGAGUGCACUGGCCGUUCUCAUUCUGUCAGCUGUGUUUAUCAUCUGCUACUCACUCAUCACUGCCUGCUUGGUGAGAUGGAACCCUCGGAAACAAUGGAACUCAACCACAUUAGUUUUUGAUACUCAAGAAAAGCCGGCCAAGUUCCAAGUGAGAGUUCAGAGCACUAAUCGACUGAUGUUGCCCCCCACUCUCAGUCUGUGUAUACUGUUACUGAUAUUCCGCUUACUGUUACAGUCAGGAGAUGUUGAAGCAAAUCCUGGACCAACGCUUACCUCAACUUUGACUCUCAAUGAUUUGAAUUCUGUUUACAAGAACUUGAUAAAAGCUGCUGGAAACUGGUUCGACCUGGGACUUGAUCUGGGAUUAGACUUUGACACCCUUGAUAAUAUAAGUCAAAAGCAUCGAGACAAUGAAACCUGUCUACGUGAUAUGCUAGCUGCUCGCUUGAAGAGUGGCCCUCUCACCUAUUCUGACAUAUGUCAGAGUCUCAGAGCACCAACAGUUAAACGAGAUGCCAUCGCUGAUGCUAUAGAGGAGGCAUGUACAGAUGACAAUACUUUGCCUGGGCCAUCAAAGAGGCCAAAAUUGAGUGCUAUUGAAACAUAUAAAACAUACCUUAUUAGCAUUUACAACGUAAAACAGCUUCCUGCUGAUGAGCGCUAUCCUCUUGACUGUGUGAAACAUUUUAUAAAUCUGAAGAUUGUCGACGAUCGUGAUCGAUUUGCUCGACCCAAAUUUCAAACACACGAAGUGCACGGAAAAAUUGAUCUUGUAGAUAAAGGCCAAGUUUGUAUUGAACGAAUUGCAUGUAAAAUUGGAGACUCGUUUCCCAAACUAGUUAUCAUCAAAGGAGCUCCAGGAGUCGGUAAGACCACCUUGUCAUGGGAACUGUGCAGACGGUGGAGUCUAGGGUACAUUUGGAGAGACUACUUUCUUGUUGUAUUGCUGUCACUUCGUGAUAAGUGCACUCAUGAAGCUAAUAACUUGGUUGACCUUUUUGAAUGUGGAGAUGAAGCUAGAUCACAGAAAGUCAGCGACGAAGUAUCUCGAUCAGAAGGUGAAGGAUUGCUAUUUAUUCUUGAGGGUCUCGAUGAAUUUCCGCCUGCACUUAGAGAAACGAAGGACAGCUGUAUUAUCAUGAAACUCAUACAUGGAAGACUCCUUCCAGCCAGCACUGUUCUCAUAACCACCAGGCCAUGGGCUGUACCUGUAGGGUGUAGUCAUCGAAUUGAUCAAAAGAUUGUGGUCCUUGGUUUUACAGAGAUACAGGUACAAGAAUAUAUUGAUUUGGCAAUUAAGGAUGGAGCACCAGAUGGAUUGAGAACAUAUAUUGCUGCCAACCCACAAAUACACAGUGCCAUGUACAAUCCUCUCUGUGCUCGUAUUGUUGUUCAAGUUUACAUGGAAUGGCAUGACGAAAAACAAAAUAUUUUCCCGAACACAAGAACAGAACUUUUUACUGAAUACUCUCGUGUUUUGCUAAAGCGAUACCUCACUGACCACCCAGUGCAAGAGAAGUGGAAUGGUGAUCUUCAUGACUUGCCUCCAUCACUUCAACUUCAUUUCCUUGACCUUUGUAAAGUUGCCCACAAGGGAAUAGUAUUAAAAGAACACCAGCUUAUUUUCUACGAGAAUGACAUUCCCGAAGGCAGUGCUACACUUGGUUUUAUGAAUAGUGUCCAUCCAUUGCAUCAAUCCAUAACAAAAACCGCAUCUCCUUCAUAUAACUUCAUUCAUCUAACGCUGCAAGAGUUCUUGGCUGCAUUCCAUAUAUGGAGAACAUACCCCCAACAGGAACAGCUACUUUUCAUUGAAGAACAGUCCGAAAAGUAUGGCAUGAUCAAGUUAUUUUUAGCCGGUCUCACAACAUUUUCUGAUUCCUGGACAAAAUGUGUUCUACCUGCUCCACGAUCGCGAGUUAGAUCGUCAGACAAUGAGUUGGUGAUUUACCUCAAUAGACAACACAUACUCUGGCUUUAUGAAACUCAAAAUGAACAACUAAUUUCCUCUUUCGAUAAUGUUGUACUCCUUAUCGAACUAACACACUCACAAUUGGAUCCCUUGUAUUUCCUUGCUCUAGGCUAUUGCAUAGCAGUAGGAAAAUUCAUGCUAGAAUUAAGUAUUAGCAAUCCCCGGGCGACUAGCUGGGACGGGACAGAUAUUUAUCUUCAAAAAAAUCUUCAUCAUUUAAUGGAUGAACUCAAGCGACACAACUCUAAAUGCUCUUCACAUGUUAAAUUCUUGGAUAUAGUAUUGCAUGAUAAUUAUUCAAUUUCACCCCCUUUUGAUCUUUUGUGUGAAAUCAUCAACUAUAUUCCAGCUUCAACAAAUGUAGUGUUGCAUAAUGACUCUGAUGGAAUGGAAUUGACAAGCAAAUUCCUGUCGAAAUUCAUAGUUAAUGCUGAGAAGGUUAAUACAACAUCAUACUUUCUGGAUGCCUUGAAAGAUUCAAGAACUUUAAAGAUUUUGUGUUGUCUCAUUAAUCGCCCCCUAUCUGCUAGUGAAAUUGAUGCGAUUAAAAAACUCUGUACCUCUUUGGAAUAUUUGCAGGUCUCCGUAAGUGUCGGCUAUAUUGAUGAUAGCGAUGAUGAAUCAGUGAAACAUAGUGGUACACAGUAUUUAGUAUUUGGAUUGAAUAUCAAAAGGUUUAAAGAACUGCAGCUUUGUCAAUUGUUCCCUUCAAAUUUCGGUCCUAUAUAUAUGGGUGAUUUCACAGAACAAGCCAAAAAAUUCAUCAAUCACUUCGCUGACUAUUUGACAUAUUUUAUGCGUUAUGGUCCACUGUGCAGCAAUGUCUUAAAACACUCAGUCUCUCAUUCCCUCUCCAAGUGUCCUGUGCUGGAAGAACUAACAAUUCUCUCCGACAUACCUAAAUCUAAAUCUCUGCAGAACUCUGAUUGCUUUAAGGUGGAUUCCUUAAUUUUUAACACACUUGAGCAAAGCGUUUCAGUUAAACUUAAAAAGUUAUGUUGCUCCAUGAACUUUACAUCAGACGAAAUUGUGGAUGAGUUCUGUGUCCUUUUGCAGAAAAACAUUUCUCUGGAGGAAAUAGAAAUUUGUGUUUGUGAUGGUGUUACACUUAGUUUUGCCGUGCAAAUCACGAGAUUAUUCAUUGAUGAUGUUGAGCGGCCGGCAGUUUCAUCAAUGUUUUUAAAAAAUAUAAUGGAGAUAUUAAGUAUGAAGCUAAAAAAACUCGAAAUUACACUAGACUUUAAUUUUAAUGGUCAAGUAAUAGCCAACAACGAUUCAAUUGUGGCUAUUUGCAAUGUACUUGAGAAUAAUAAGAAUCUUGAGUACCUGCAUUUGCCAACACUAUAUAUGGAACCACAGCAGCGUUUCUUACUACCUAUCGCAAAUGCAUUGAGUAAGAAUUCCAGUCUCACAACUUUGAUAUUGGAGUUUAAACCUGCAAAAACAGAAUUUUCAAAGCCUCGCUAUGAGUUUCUAUUUAUCAAUCCAGAAGACUGUACAGCUGUUGGUGAUAUGUUGAAAGUAAAUAAGAGUCUUCUUGUUCUCCACCUAAUAGUGGAUAUUCCCGACUGGUCUCUGAUUAUCGAGGGUCUAAAACUCAAUACGACAAUUGAAGAAUUACAUGUUCCAUCAAGUGCAAGGAAAAGUGCUAUAAAGUGCAUCGACUAUGACAGUGUUAGGAGUAGAGUAAAGUAUCCCAAAGAAAUUUAAUUAGCAAUGAAUUUGUGUGUCUACAUAGAUAUUAUGUUAGUAUGUGUCAUGAUCAUUUCCAAUUGCAAUGAUAUAUUAAUAUUUUA